Molecule: messenger RNA, 2340 nt
Organism: Ruditapes philippinarum (Manila clam)
Lineage: Eukaryota; Metazoa; Mollusca; Bivalvia; Venerida; Veneridae
Product: cyclin-L1-like
Biological process (GO): regulation of transcription by RNA polymerase II
Cellular component (GO): nucleus
Molecular function (GO): cyclin-dependent protein serine/threonine kinase regulator activity
Source: RefSeq, a predicted model, not a curated record
GAAUUACAUGAAUGAUAGUUUCCGAACAGACGUUUUUGUUCGCUACAAUCCGGAGACAAUUGCUUGUGCAUGUAUAUGGUUAGCUGCUAGGCAACUUCAGGUACCAUUGCCAAACAGUCCACCAUGGUAUGAGUUGUUUGGUGUGAUAGUGGAAGACAUACGAGAGAUCUGUCUUACAAUUCUAAGAUUGUAUGCCAGGAAAAGGCCAAAUCCUGAUGCAUUGGAGAAGAAAGUGAAUGCUGUGCGAACAUUACAGCUUGAAGCUAAAAAGAAGGCAAAAGGACUUUUCUCAGAACGAGACACACCAAAUUCUACCUCAAGGCAGAAUUCGCCAAAGAAUGUCAGUCCUAAUCCAACCACUUUAAUAGGAGAGCUCAAGAAAAGAAUAAAGAAGGAAGCUGAGGAAAAACAUGAUGGCGAUGGAUCUAAGAGAAGAAAAAAUGGUGUUUCCAGAAGCCGGUCUAGAAGUAGAUCAAGGUCAUCAAGAUCAAGUAGAAGUUACAGCCCAGCACAAAAGAAACGAAAGCGAAGGAGUCUCACACCAAGAAAAUCUAAAAAAGAGAAGUACUCGCCAGAUAGAAGGAGCGGCAAGGAUCUUCACAAGUCUCGCAAGCGAAAACAUCGAUCUCGUAGCCGGAGUUAUUCAUACAGUCCAUCCCCUGAUUAUAAAUCUAGUCACAAGAAAAGAUCGAAAGAUAAAGAUCGCGAUUAUAAAGACAACAGAGAUUAUAAAGAAAAUAAAGACAGAUAUUAUUCUCCAGAUCGACAUUCUCGGAAACAUCGGAACGGUCACCACUCGAGUCCGUCUCGAGACCGCAGUGAUAAGUAUGAUAAAUAUGACAAGUACGAUAAGGUCCUGUAUCGAAGAUGAUGUUAGUUACAUUCUAGUGUCUUAAAAACAUUGUGAUAUGUGCCAGUGUGUGAUGGAAAAUCUAGUUUUAAGGGUUACUGGAUAUUUGGUCUUUGCACCAUACUGUAAUGUCCGCAAUACAAUCAGAUAUUUGCAAGAAAUGAAUUGGUAUGAGAAUAAUAAAGAUAAGUAUUAAAAGUUGAGAAGAAAAAAUGUGAAGCUUCUUGAGUAUAGAAACUUUCCUAUAACUUGUUUUUCUCUGAAUAAUGUACAGCAUUGGAAAAAUGAUAUAAAAUUAGAUUUCUUUUCUUUCUAAUUUUCUUAAUUGUUUUGUGGAAGAUAAAAAAUGUUUGUAGAAUGUUAUUUGUAAGAAGAAAAGUGCUCUCAGGGUUCAUCUUACAUCUAUGAUUAUCAUUUGAAGUGCAAUUAUUAUCUUUUAUUUUGUUUCCAUGGUACCAAAUUGAAACUAUUUCACAGUGUUUUAUUUUUUACAGAUUUUUGUGUAUUAUUGUCACUUUUAAGCAGUAGUGACUGAGUGAAUCAUAUACAUCUUUGAAAGAAAAGACUUUAAGCUAAGCAGAAGUUUUGUAUACAGUAAAAAUAUUAUAUUACGUUUUGUUUACAUUUAAAAGUGUAUUUAUGCAAGUUUAAAAAAUAGAUAAUUCAACAUAUUGAAAGGAAAAAUUUUAUUCUUAUCCAAUUGGAAUUAAAAUAGUUAUAUCACAGCUAUGGCUGGAGAUAGAAUAUUGUGUAAAAGUCAAUGCCACAGUUAUCUAGUGACUUAAUCUUUGGGUGCUGGUAAAGUGACUUUUCCCUGGUCAAAUAUCUAAUAUAUUGAUGGUCAAUAACGUCUAUACAUCACAGCUUAUCUUUAAAUUGUACUGUUUAUUGAAUAAUCAUUUCAAGUCGGGAUUUUUCUACCAGUCAAGCAAAAUUAAUGUGACCGAGAAAUUUGAAGAGAAAAAAGAAAUGUAGUAUCAUUUAAAAUAUAAAGCUUUGAUUUCUUCACACUGUUUAAAGUUUUUGAAUUUUGAACUACUUAACUUUUUUCAUCAUGGACUAAAAAAUUUUAACCAAGCUUGAAAUUUAAAAGCAGUGAAUAAUUUACGUUUAUAAAUAAAAGGUGUUGAGUAAAGCAGCUGGAGUUUAUAUAUUUUUUACUUUUAUUGUAUGAAAAAUUAGUUUCUUGGCUGAAAUUCAGCCUUUGUAGUUUUCAAUUCAUGGUAAUUUUUUUCUUUUUGUUUAUUCAGGGUUUAAAUGUUAUCUUCAAAACAGCGGAUGUGUUGUCUUAUUUGAACUGUACAUUACAUGAUUUUAGUUUGUAUAAAGUAGAUGCCUAGAAGGUUAAUUUAAGUAUCAUGAAACGCAUUAAAAUGCUGAUUUGUUCAUAUUUCACAUAUUUUGUACAUAGAUCUGAGACAUGUAUAUUGUGUACAUACAAAAUAAAAUUUACAAGAAAGAAUGAAAAAUAAUAAAAAAAAAAUAUGUAA